AAUGACCUCACUGCCGGUGGACAAACCGCACGCUAUGAAAGUCAGCCGCAGAAUGCAAAUCAUCAUACUCUACGGAGCUUCUAUAUGCCCACCAUCCCAAAGGCAAUGCCGUCUCGAACAAACCUAUCAAAGAUGACUGGCUGUAAAGCCUGCGGCCUGAACUACACAGGGGCUGCCAAGGUGUGCCAGUGCGUGAAGAGGGAUAGCCAGAACUUCCACCAGGCCGGUGGCCAGCAAUACGGCACCUCGCUAGGACAAUCUGCUCCCAAGAGGCUCAAGGUCGCCCCUGACGAGCAUGGAAAAGCUCCGGGGGAGCAGGGCAUUCCGUAA
Clonostachys byssicola is the source of this 330-nucleotide messenger RNA. Lineage: Eukaryota; Fungi; Ascomycota; Sordariomycetes; Hypocreales; Bionectriaceae. The record is from the annotation of a GenBank genome assembly.